UGCAACACCAUUUGUCACACCUUCCAACCAAAGAAUGGUUACAUCAUCUCACUCCCAUCUCUGGUUUCUUCUUCUUCUCUGUUGCUCCCCUGCCCAUUACUCCUUCGCUCAAAGCUCCCUUGAAUCAAAAGAUGAUGUCCGAAGAUCAGACUUCCCUGAUAGUUUCUUCUUCGGAACAGCCACUUCUUCAUAUCAAGUUGAGGGAGCUUAUCUUGAGGAUGGAAAGAGCCUCAGCAACUGGGAUGUCUUUAAUCAUAGGCAAGAUACCAAUGGAGAGAAUGGAGACAUUGCCGAUGACCAUUACCAUCGCUACUUGGAAGACAUCGAGAUGAUGGAUUCUCUUGGGGUCAAUGCUUAUCGAUUCUCGAUUUCUUGGGCCAGAAUUCUUCCCAAAGGGAGAUUUGGUAGAGUUAACCCGACUGGUGUGUUGUUCUACAACAAAAUUAUAGACAAUCUCCUCCUCAAAGGAAUUCAGCCAUUUGUGACGAUAUGCCAUCACGAUUUCCCCCAAGAACUCGAGGACAGAUUUGGGUCUUGGCUCAGUCCCCAAAUGCAGGAAGAUUUUGUUCAUUUUGCCGAGACCUGUUUUAAGAGUUUUGGCGAUCGAGUGAAGUACUGGAUCACGAUCAACGAGCCAAACUUGUUUGCAGACAUGGCCUACAUAAGAGGAAGAUAUCCACCAGCUCAUUGCUCGCAGCCUUUUGGCAACUGCUCUGUUGGCAACUCAGAUGUUGAGCCGCUCAUAGUGUUGCACAACAUGCUGCUGGCGCACGCCAAGGCAACCAGGCUCUACCGUGACCAUUUUCAAGCAGAACAGGGUGGAGUCAUAGGAAUCGUGGUGAAUUCCUUCAUGUUUGAACCAUUGACUGAUAGUGAGUUGGAUCGUGAAGCAGCAAAUAGGACAUUGGCAUUUAAUGUCGCUUGGGCCUUAGAUCCCCUUGUAUUCGGGGAUUACCCUCCAGAAAUGAGGCAUUAUCUUGGCAAUGAUCUACCCAGCUUCUCUCCAGAGGAAAGGAAGAUUAUAAAAGGCAGCACCGAUUUCUUUGGACUUAACCAUUACUCAACGCUAUAUGCUAAGGAUUGCAGAUAUUCUAAAUGCAUCCCCGGUUGGGACCGGCCAAUUCGAGGCUUUGCGUACACGACAGAGGAGCGAGAUGGCGUUCCAAUAGGGGAUCGAACAGGGAUGGUGAAAUUCUUCGUAGUUCCAGCAGGCAUGGAGAAGAUUAUCAAUUAUCUCAAGGAAAGAUACCACAACGAGAAGCCUCUGUAUGUACUAGAAAACGGGUAUUCGCCACCUCGAGAGCAAAAUGUACAAGUGCAGGACUUGCUGAAUGAUGUGAAGCGAAUUGAGUACCACACGGCAUACCUCUCACAUUUGGCCAAAGCAAUCAGGAAUGGUGCAGACGUGCGCGGGUAUUUCGUGUGGUCGUUGAUGGACAACUACGAAUGGGCAGAGGGCUAUGGCCCGAUGUUUGGGCUUCAUUACGUAGAUCGGCAAACUCUGGAAAGGACACCAAAGCUCUCUGCUCUAUGGUUUAAGAGCUUCCUAAACAACAAUGGAAGCUCAUUCAGGAAAAAGAAUGUUAUAGCAUCUGCCUCUGGACUAAAAGCAGACCAACAAGUUCAGUUGUAAUUCACUUCGUGUUCGGCUUAUGUUUACCUCUGUAUCCUAUCCCCAAUGAAUGGGCUUUUAAGAUACUAUGUAUGGAUUUGCCAAAUACAAUCACCAGCUGUGCUACUCUUAGUGUGUUAUAAAUGCAAUGGGGACUAAAUCAUUAAGAGGAGGAAAA
Molecule: messenger RNA, 1790 nt
Organism: Diospyros lotus (date-plum)
Lineage: Eukaryota; Viridiplantae; Streptophyta; Magnoliopsida; Ericales; Ebenaceae
Product: beta-glucosidase 18-like
Exons: 12
Coding region: 35-1633 (532 amino acids)
Biological process (GO): carbohydrate metabolic process
Molecular function (GO): beta-glucosidase activity
Source: RefSeq, a predicted model, not a curated record